Molecule: messenger RNA, 594 nt
Organism: Amborella trichopoda
Lineage: Eukaryota; Viridiplantae; Streptophyta; Magnoliopsida; Amborellales; Amborellaceae
Source: RefSeq, a predicted model, not a curated record
AUGAUUAUUAGGUAUAUUGACUCAGGGUUAUCAAGUAACAAUAAUAUGAUACGUAUUGAUGAUGAUGACAACAUUGCAAAUAUGAUGGAAAUGUCUUCUCCCAUCGCUAUGUAUUCCAAAUCAUUUGAUGGUGCUUCACUUCAAAACCCUGGGCUUGCAAGUAGUGGACGUGUAAUUAGAAGUGAUGAUGGAUCCUUCAUUGCAGCAUUUGGCAAUCCCCUUGGUAUAACAUCAAAUAACUAUGCAGAGUUUCUAGCCUUGCAAGCUGGCGUUGACCUGGCCAUCCAGCUCAAAUGUUUCCCCUUGCAGAUCGAGAGCGACUCCUUAGUGUUAGAUAAUGCAAUCCAUGAUCGAUGCAAAGCUCCAUGGGAGCUAAGUAUUGUUGCUGCUAACUGCCGAUAUAAGCUCUCUGAUCAUGUUUGGUCCCUUACCCACAUUUAUCGUGAGGCCAACAUAGUGGUUGGUUUACUUGCCAAGAAAACCACAACUUUCUCAAAUGCCACUGUUUGGCGUUCUAGACCGCUGGAUUUUCUUUCUCUUGCUUUACUUCUUGAUGUGGCACAACUUCCCUAUUCUAGGGCUAUAAAAUUAUGA